AUGUCUCGCGAAUAUCCUAAGGUCUGGGGUAAAUUCGAACGAAAUGUUGAGGGAAAGGCUCUAGCGUUUGUAAUUGAGGAUGUCCCUGAAGAAAUGUGGGAUUCAGCAGUGGAGUUUAUGCUCGGUAAUUACAUUGAGGAGGACGUUUGGUGGUCGACUGCCGGGACUGCACAGGAUCAAGAAGCGAUUCAGGAGUACCGUGUUCUGUGGCAGUCUAUAAUUAAGCAGAAAAUGAGUCUGGCAUGUUUUCUUAUUGGGGAAAAUGAUGAGAAAACUCUAGUUGGCGUCAACAUGUGCAUGCUGCAGGAAAAGGACCAAUUUGUUGAACAUAAACCGCCAAAAACGAAAGCGGGCCUGCUGUCGCUACGAAUGUUUGCCGAAGCUAUGAAGGUGAAUGCAAUUUAUGACAAAUACAAUGUCGCCUCGUACCUUAUGGGAGCUGGGCUCUCCACAGCCCCAAAGUACAGGCGCCUUGGUAUUUCUGUUGAGCUACUCAAGUGUAGAAUGAUGCUGGCAAAGGCAAUCGAUCAGACAGUAACCGGGGGUAUAUUCACAAGUAUAGCAGCUCAAAAGGCAGCGGAAAAGGCUGGGAUGGAAUGUCUAUACGAAACCUCGUACAAGGAUUUCGGUGUACAGUGCGAAAUCGAUUUUAACACGGACACCGAGUACUUGAAGAUUUUCGGUAAGAGAAUCGAAUAA
Messenger RNA from Pieris macdunnoughi, 699 nucleotides. The record is from the annotation of a GenBank genome assembly. NCBI's taxonomy places the organism in Eukaryota, Metazoa, Arthropoda, Insecta, Lepidoptera, Pieridae.